GUGCCCCAUUUUUACCCUAUAAAUGCCCUCCUAAUUAGUCCCUCAUAAACACCAAACCAUUGAAAUCUAGCCACUAUCACUUGCCACGCUUUAUUACUCACCAAAAUGAGUACUCUCAUUUUCAUUCUCUUUACCCUCUUCUUCACAUAUGCCAAUGCAGCUACCAUUAUAGUUCGUAACAAUUGUCCCUACACGGUUUGGGCUGCCGGAGUCCCCGCAGGAGGUGGCAAACGCCUCGACCGUGGCCAAACAUGGACGAUAAACACCCCUCCGGGGACUAAACAAGCCCGAGUUUGGGCCCGAACCGGAUGCAACUUCGAUGCAUCCGGCAAGGGAAAAUGCCAAACAGGAGAUUGUAAUGGUCUCCUUGAAUGCAAAGCCUUUGGUGCACCCCCAAAUACACUGGCUGAAUUUGCACUAAAUCAAUUUGCAAACAAAGAUUUUUUCGAUAUAUCCCUUGUUGAUGGCUUCAAUGUUCCAAUGGAAUUUAGUCCUACUUCCAAUGGGUGCACCCGUGGCAUAACAUGCAAAGCUGAUAUUAAUGGACAAUGUCCUAAAGAAUUGAAAGCUCCAGGAGGUUGUAAUAAUCCUUGUACUGUGUUCAAGACCGAUCAAUACUGCUGUAACUCCGGCAACUGUGGACCGACGAAUUUUUCGAGGUUUUUUAAGCAGAGGUGUCCUGAUGCAUAUAGUUACCCUAAGGAUGAUCAAACUAGUACCUUCACUUGUCCUGCUGGUACAAACUAUAAGGUUGUGUUUUGUCCUUGAAUGGAUUAAAAUUUCAUGCGGUUGUAAUAUUAGUAUAAUUUAGCUAUCUACUUUUGUAUUUGGAUAAAGCAAAUUUAUCCUCCUAGCUAGGAGGUUUAAUUACUACAAGCCAAGGAAAAUAAAGAACAUCUUUAUGAUGGGGUUGUUCGGUUGA
This is a messenger RNA of Nicotiana tabacum (common tobacco), 922 nucleotides long. RefSeq names its product thaumatin-like protein. The record is from RefSeq and is a predicted model, not a curated record. Lineage: Eukaryota; Viridiplantae; Streptophyta; Magnoliopsida; Solanales; Solanaceae.